UAGUUUCCGUUGGACCGGAAUAGACAAAAUCAUUUCAAAUCCCUCGACCGCUCCCAAUUGCAACUGUACUUAGCGCUGCUCAGACUGUACUCAAAGGAAAACCCAAAUUUGCCGACGAUGAGAGGAGCCGGGCGCCGUCGUGGAGGUAGAGAGUCAGCAGCGCCGGACCGUAGGCCCCCACCUCCCACUCCCACCGCGCUCAAUCCGAACGAUGCGUGGCAGUACACGUCGGCCGGAGGCGGCCGCGACUCGGACGCCAGCUUCGCCAGCAGCCGACCAUCCUCAUCGUCAAUUGGCUUAAACCCUCGCUCCUCCGGCGUCCCGAUCUCCGACCGGAACUACCAGCACUCUGCGAUCCGUGCGAUUAACGCCUUUCUCGCCUCUCACUCUCUCUCGUUCUCCCUCAAACCUCCGUUCCCUUCCGCCAAAGACAUCACCGAGACCAUCAAAUUCAUCCUCUCUCAAUUUGGCGUCACCAAGUUCCAGAAGGUCGAAGAUGACUUCCAGCACCUACUGAAAUCCCUAAAUUGCCCCGUCAAGGUGAACAAAUCUGCACUUCGUGCCCCUGGAACUCCUCAUUCCUGGCCCAGUUUGCUUGGCGCUAUCCACUGGCUAGUUCAGCUCCUCAUGUAUGACGAUAACCAGCUGAAUUCCACUCAGAUGCAGCUAACGUUCAUGGAGAAUCGGAUGUUUAGGUAUGUUCUCGAGAGUUAUUCUCAUUUCAUUACCGGAAAGGACGACGAAGUGGACAGGGUGGACAGUACUUUCAUGCAGGAAAUGAUGCAAGAAAAGGAAAGAGUUGCUGAAGAAAUGAUGGCAUUGGAAAGCAAUGCCAAGGAGUUGGAGGGAACUUUGGAGCGAUUGAAGACCGGGCCUUCGGAGAGGGAGGCGUUGGAGAAGGAGAAGAGUAUGUUGGAGUUAGAUGUGAAGAAAUUUCGCGAUAUGAUUGAGCAGUUGGAAGGGCGAAAAGUGGCAAUGAGUAAAUUGUUGGAGGAGAAGGAAAAAGGCUUGGAGAUUAAGAACACUGAGAAGGAAAGUAUUUUGAUUGAGAAUGAAGAGUUGAAGAAGAGGGUGGAGGAACAGGGAAUUAAUGCCAGGGAUGCUGAUAGGAUGAAGCGAGAAUUGCAGGCUUUGGAAGGAAAUAUUGCAGAGAUUGAGGCUGCAAGGAAUAAGUGGGAGGAGAAGGUUUGGGAACUAGACUCCAUGAUUGGACAGAAGUAUGAGAAACUCGAGGAGCUUAUGAUUGAGUGCAACCAAGCUAUCCGGAGGUUAAAACUAGGGAAUGCAUAUCAUUAUCAGUUGAAUGCAAAAGGGUCCUCGACCAGGGAGGUCUUAGGAAUAGACUAUAAAUCUAUCCUGAAGCCGGCACUUGCCUCCUUGGAGGAGGAAAUGAAGAAAAGUUCCAUGGAGAAAUUGGAAGGCUUGAUCUCUCUUCAGCAACAGUCCAUAGACAAGACUACUAAAAUUGAGGCAAAAAGGAAUCGUCUCACCACUCUUCAGGCCCACAUUGACGAGGUUGAAGGACAGUUGGACUUAAUGAGGAGGGAAACACUGGACUUCGCAUCUAGAUGUGCAACUGAAGCCAAAAAGAUGGCAGAGGAUAUUGCAGCAGAGGCUCAAAAUAUGGACCUUGUCGAGAGAGAGGCAGCAGAAUUCCUCAAGGCAUCAAAUGCCAAGUUGCAGGAAAUAAUCAUGCAAACCGAAGAAGAAAUCCAGCUCUGUGCUCGCGAACUCUUUGCUGUGGUGGAUUCAGUAUCAAAAUAUAAAGAGUACAUGGCCUCGAGGACCGCAAUUAUGAAGAAUGAUCUCAUAGAAACCUCUUGCAGCAUAGCGAAUAUUCACAAAGGAUCUUUGCCAGCACCAUUCCCAUUUGGGGUUGUAUCUGGUGUACUGGAUGCUAGCGUAGCAUCUAACAAUAAGUAAAUAUUUGUCUUUCUAAGCUUAGUAUUCUUUUGCUGUCUUAUCUUGAGGUCUGUGUAUUUCGCCUUGUGUUGUCAACAUUUUCACAAACAAAUGCUUAAUAUUACCAUCCUUUUAUUGGUUCUUCAACAA
This is a messenger RNA of Ipomoea nil (Japanese morning glory), 2052 nucleotides long. Its product is annotated as kinetochore protein ndc80. Lineage: Eukaryota; Viridiplantae; Streptophyta; Magnoliopsida; Solanales; Convolvulaceae. Gene Ontology annotation, cellular component: Ndc80 complex. Gene Ontology annotation, biological process: attachment of mitotic spindle microtubules to kinetochore. The record is from RefSeq and is a predicted model, not a curated record. The transcript has 4 exons. The coding region runs from base 118 to 1923 and encodes 601 amino acids.